GCCCAGGGUUGUUGGUGGACUUUCUCGAAAGGUUAUGAAAUUUCCAAGAUUGUAUCAAUGUUUCAAUUCGGUUGAGAUUAAAAGACUUUACAGUGAUAUUCAAGUCGCCGCACGUGCGCUUGUAUAUGCAGAACAUGGUGACCCAUCGAAGGUUGUACAGUUGAUGGAGACUGAUCUUCCGCCUGUAGAUUCAAGCUCAGUGAAGAUAAAGAUGCUGGCAUCUCCAAUAAAUCCAGCCGAUAUCAACACAAUUCAAGGUGUAUACCCAAUCAAACCAGCAUUGCCAACUGUUGGUGGAUUUGAAGGUGUUGGAGAGGUCAUAGAGGUCGGAGGUCAAGUUACUGAGGUCAAACUUGGAGACAGGGUCAUUCCAGCCACAAACAAUUUAGGAACUUGGAGGAGCCAUAUUGUAUGUCCUGCAAAUCAUGUAUCCCCGCUUCCACAAGACACACCAGUAAUGAUUGGAGCCACAGUAAGAGUGAAUGCUUGUACAGCGUACCGUAUGCUUGCAGACUUUGUGGAGUUACAACCAGGAGACUGUGUUUUACAGAAUGCAGCCAAUAGCGGAGCUGGCCAAGCAGUUAUUCAAAUCGCUGCAGCUCGAGGACUUAAAACAAUCAACAUCGUCAGAGACAGGCCGGACUUUGAUAAAUUGAAAUCCUAUCUUGAAAGUCUUGGUGCAACUGCUGUAGUAACAGAAGAAUCCCUGAAGGGAAAAGAUGCUGCAAAAGUUUUCAAGGAACUCCCAAGACCUAAACUUGCCCUAAAUGCUGUGGGAGGAAAGAGUACAAUAACCUUGAUCAAAUUAAUGGAACCUGGUGGCACAAUUGUUACAUAUGGUGGAAUGUCAAGACAACCAGUCUUAGUCCCUACUGGCUCAUUAAUAUUCAAUGACGUCAAGUUUGUUGGUUAUUGGAUGACCAGGUGGCAUGACAAACAUGCAAAUAGUAUUGAGGCUAACCACAUGAUCACACAACUCUGCCAGUGGGGGAAAUCUGGUCAACUGAGGGCGCCAAACCACAAACUCGUACCGCUGUCCGACUUCGCUUCAGCCCUGGACGCUGUCUUACAACCCUUCACUUCACAAAAACAGAUUCUGAGCUUUGACACGUGAAAUUUACCCCAUCAAGGUAAAAACACCAAAACAGCUUUUGACAAUAUGUUAUUUCCCGAUAUUUUAUUAUAAUCACUUUUCUUUAGAUUAGUUUAACUUUUUUUGAAUUUUUGAAUUGCAAGACAAACAAGAAAGUUGGGUGUUGUUGGUUAUUUUGAGGUCUUCUUCAUCUCUCCUUUAAUCUCAAACGAGCAUCAAGGCUGGAGGUUAGCAAAACCCUAACACAGGCUCUCACGCUUUGAUUGGUCUCGGCUCUGGUUAAAACAUUAAGGUGUGAUGACUCGAAAACAAAACCACAGCAUUUAUAAACUUGAAUGUGUUUCAAUACCAACGUGUGUUUAAUCUUAUGGAACUUACAAUAAUAAACCCAUAGUUUAAUACCAAGUGAAAUAAUCUCUGAAAGAAAUGUGCAUAAUAUAUUAAAUAAAUAACGUGAAACAACUUUGACCUACUUAAGAGGAUAAAUUUAAAUUUGUGAAUUAAAGUCUCAUGUACAUCCAUUGUAUUAUCCAAGAA
Molecule: messenger RNA, 1630 nt
Organism: Asterias rubens (European starfish)
Lineage: Eukaryota; Metazoa; Echinodermata; Asteroidea; Forcipulatida; Asteriidae
Product: enoyl-[acyl-carrier-protein] reductase, mitochondrial-like
Exons: 9
Coding region: 35-1114 (359 amino acids)
Biological process (GO): fatty acid metabolic process
Cellular component (GO): mitochondrion
Molecular function (GO): trans-2-enoyl-CoA reductase (NADPH) activity
Source: RefSeq, a predicted model, not a curated record